AUGGAUCACUCAAUUCAGCGCUCGCUGAAUGAUAAGCUCUACGACCGAAGGAAACAGGGGGCCUUGGAGCUCGAGAAGGUCGUCCGCGAUGCUGCUUUCAGGGGUGAACACGAGGAGAUUCAAAAGAUCGUCGACCAACUCUGCCAUGACUACGCCUAUGCGGUACACCAACCUCACGCGAGAAACGGCGGUUUAAUCGGACUUGCUGCGGCUUCCAUAGCAUUAGGAUCCGAAGGGGUUGCUCCUUAUCUUAAGGAAAUCGUGCCGCCGGUGCUUGCUUGCUUUUCCGACCAAGAUGCGCGAGUCCGGUAUUAUGCCUGCGAGAGCAUGUACAACAUUGCAAAAGUUGCGAAAGGGGAGGUACUACUCUUCUUCAAUGAUAUAUUCGAUGCAUUGAGUAAGCUAGCUUCCGAUUCGGAGCUUUCGGUCAAAAACGGUGCAGAACUUCUCGAUAGGCUCGUCAAAGAUAUUGUAUCGGAAUCCGCAGCCUCCCACAUCUCCGUCCUACAGCUUAGUGAAAAGGAAGCGACAGAUCCUGAGGGCUUGGACGAUGCUGAACUUCCUACCGCCUUUUCGCUCCCCAAGUUCAUACCUUUGCUCAAAGAGCGAAUCCACGUCAUCAGCGCAUUUACUCGCACGUUCCUGGUAUCAUGGCUGACUCUGCUGGAUACAAUUCCCGAUCUGGAGUUGAUAUCGUAUUUGCCGGAAUUCCUAGGAGGCUUGAUAAAGUUUUUGGGUGAUCCGAACAGAGAUGUCAACGUCGCCACCCAAGCGCUUCUCGAUAGGUUCCUGUCGGAAAUCAAGAGAAUUGCGCGACUGAAGAAGGGGAUCGAAGAAAGUCGGAAAGGUCAAGGCAGCGAUAUCAGACAGUCAGCUACCAGCGAUAGUAUGAGCGUUGCGACGACUACCGAUCAGACUGUAGCUGUCGAGUCUGAAGUGACUGACAACGCCAUAGAAGACUCUGAGGCAGGGUCAGUUACCGAUGAAGAAGCCUUGCACGUGGAUGGGGACUGGAUUCCCGGACAAGAUGUUCAGAUUGACUAUGCCAAGAUAUUAGACAUCCUCGUUGGUUUCGUUGAUACAUCGUUCGUCGAGGAAAUGCAGCUGACUGCGCUGCGCUGGAUCGACAACUUCUUCGAGAUCAGCCCAGAAGACAUUCUCCCUUUCGUACCUCGUCUCCUCACUCAAGUGCUCCCAGCAAUGUCCAGUGGCUCGGAUCAAGUGCGGCAGGCCGCCAACCGGGUCAACACGUCUUUGAUGGAGUAUAUUGUCACACUGUCCGAAGAUAUACUAGACGAAAAGGCAUCGGUCGAGCCAACCCCUCGAAGCAGCAUUUCAACACCAUUACCACCCGCCGAUCUCGAUUAUGCUGCUGCCGUGAACUCCCUUACCCUACAGUUCCUGAACGAAAACGAAGCCACCAGAGUAGCUGCGCUUUCUUGGCUUAUCAUGUUGCACCGGAAGGCGCCCAAGAAGGUAAUAGCAUUUAAUGAUGGCACCUUUCCUGCUCUUCUGAAGACACUGUCCGAUCCGGCCGAAGCCGUCGUCACCAAAGAUCUCCAGCUUCUGUCUCAGAUUUCCAGAAACAGCGAGGACAGUUACUUCAAGUCUUUCAUGGUGAAUCUCCUGCAGCUGUUCUCUACGGACAGACACCUGCUCGAGGUACGGGGAAACCUAAUUAUCCGACAACUGUGCAUGAAUCUUAGUCCAGAGCGCAUUUACCGAACGCUGGCAGAUUGUCUCGAGAAGGAAGAGGAUAUCGAGUUCGCUAGUAUCAUGGUUCAGAAUCUAAACAACAACCUGAUAACCGCCCCUGAACUGUCGGAAUUGCGAAAGCGCUUGCGGAAUUUGGAUGCCAAGGAUGGACAGAUGUUCUUUGUAGCGCUGUUCCGGUCGUGGUGCCACAAUGCCGUCUCUACUUUCUCCCUCUGUCUACUCGCGCAAGCUUACGAGCAGGCGUACAACCUUCUCCAAGUUUUACAAGCUAGUCCAACUCCUAGAAUCACCCGUCUUCACAUCUCCUUGAACCAGAACGAUACCCGUACCUCUACAAAUGCCUCUACGGCGUCCUCAUGCUCCUCCCGCAGAGCUCCGCCUUCGCAGCGCUCAAAAACCGCCUCAACAGCGUCAGCAGCAUUGGCCUCAUCCACACCGGGCCUCGACAGUAAGUCCAUUUCCCCCACACCCAUAUCUACCACCCCACCACACCCAACUAACACUCCAACCCAAAGAACCACCCUAUCAUCCUCAACCUCUACCUCCUCGACAUCCACCUACGACCGCUCCACCAACAGCCGGCUCAAACGCGACGACCCGCCAAUCCGAUGGGUCGAACUCCUGGACAAGUUCAAAACCGUUCAAGAGAAAGCCCGCCGCUCUCAACGCGCCUCCCAGCGUCCCUUCGACGCAGACGGGCCCUCGUCCUCCAGCAAUAACAACAACAAUAACGCAGGCGACCAGGUUCGCGGCGGCGGCGGUAGCACCAGAGACCGUGUCUCGGCAUUACCUGACACGCCGCGCGGAAUAGUCGGAGGGAAUACCGGCGGUGGGGGAAAUGAAGGUGGUAGUGGUCGGGGGACGAACGAAGGGGGUGCGGGCAAAUCGUCGCCGGGGGGCAUUCUGGGCGGUGCGCAUAGACAUAAAUCUAGCUUGUCGAAUCUGGGGAGAUUGGGGAUUGGCGGGAGAAAGUCGAAGAGAUUGAGUAGAGGGGCCGAUGCAAGGCUAUAG
Aspergillus niger is the source of this 2727-nucleotide messenger RNA. RefSeq lists its product as uncharacterized. Lineage: Eukaryota; Fungi; Ascomycota; Eurotiomycetes; Eurotiales; Aspergillaceae. The transcript is spliced from 12 exons. The record is from RefSeq and is a predicted model, not a curated record. Bases 1 to 2727 code for a protein of 908 amino acids. Gene Ontology annotation, biological process: phosphatidylinositol biosynthetic process; positive regulation of kinase activity. Gene Ontology annotation, cellular component: PAS complex; endosome membrane; fungal-type vacuole membrane.